Messenger RNA from Planococcus citri (citrus mealybug), 1168 nucleotides. Its product is annotated as probable transcriptional regulatory protein TT_C0469. The coding region runs from base 227 to 1096 and encodes 289 amino acids. Gene Ontology annotation, cellular component: mitochondrion. The record is from RefSeq and is a predicted model, not a curated record. NCBI's taxonomy places the organism in Eukaryota, Metazoa, Arthropoda, Insecta, Hemiptera, Pseudococcidae. The transcript has 5 exons.
AAGAAGGAAGGUUGGUUGAUGAUUGAGAGUUAACGACCGUUCACGCUUAAUUUUGAAUUUUUAAAAAUGGAAAUUUGAAAAAUUCGCGUCGCCAUUAACGCGAAAAGUAAGUAAUUUAGGUGACGAGUUAAGACUGCGAGUAUCGCCGCUACGCUACGUAGGGUAAUUAUUUGAUCGCGGACCCGCAUGCAGAUCGGACAGCAGAAUCCCAUCGUCGAUAGUGAUAAUGUUGAUGAAAUACGUUGCUAACGCAGUUUCGGCAUCUGCGCUGAAAUCGUGUCGUGUAGCCGGCGCCGGCUCCGGCUCGUGCCCGUGGAGUAGGAUUAGUCCGUGUUCGCCUUUUUUCGACGCUGUAAAGAUGGGAGUGAGAUACGCGGGUCAUAGUAAAUGGCAAAAUAUCAAACAUACGAAACUCGCCAAAGACGUACAGAAGAAUCAACUCUACAAUCGGCACAUCGAAGAGAUCAGACGCGCCAUCAGAGAAGGAAAAGGCACAAAUCCGAAAAACAACGUACAAUUGGCCAAAUGUCUGGAAGCUGCCAAGAAGGAUGGUGUAGCGACGACGACCAUCGCCGGAGUCAUACAAAAAUUGGAGAAAGCCUUAUUGAAUCCAAAAUCCAUCCUGUUCGAGUACAGAGGUUCGCACGGCGUUUUAGUUAUAGUCACCGCGAAUACCGACAAUAGGAAUCGAACGCGAAGCGAUAUCAAUUUCGUCACGAAAAGACACGGGUUAGUUAAAGCGGAAAAUAUUACGAGCGCUUUCAGUUAUAAAGGGUACGUUUACGCGAAACCUGCGCCCGAUACUGUCAACGCUGACGAGAAAGCGCUCGAUGACGCCAUCGAAGUCGGAGCUGAAGAAGUGCAGCGUGACGAAGAAAAUUCCGAAAUAUUAGUGUUUAAAUGCGACGGUGCCGACUGCAGCGCCAUUCGAUCAAAAUUAGAAAGUAGAAAUUAUCUGGUCCAAGACUCGGAAGAAUUAUUCGAACCCAGAAAUGCCGUCGAACUGGACGAAGACGAAACAAAAAAAUACUACGAAGCGUUCGAAAAACUCGACGAAAUUCCCGAAGUUAACGGAAUUUAUACGAAUCUACAGUAGUUGUCGAUUAUUGUGUUUGUGAUGCGAUGGAAUACGAACGCACUUAUUACAAUCUUUUGUUGUUUGGUUUUA